Lolium rigidum is the source of this 1058-nucleotide messenger RNA. Its product is annotated as probable CCR4-associated factor 1 homolog 7. Bases 73 to 912 code for a protein of 279 amino acids. Gene Ontology annotation, molecular function: poly(A)-specific ribonuclease activity; nucleic acid binding. The transcript has a single exon. The record is from RefSeq and is a predicted model, not a curated record. NCBI's taxonomy places the organism in Eukaryota, Viridiplantae, Streptophyta, Magnoliopsida, Poales, Poaceae. Gene Ontology annotation, cellular component: CCR4-NOT core complex; P-body; CCR4-NOT complex.
CAUCCCACGCCCCACAGCUUCCAGGAAGCACAAGCGUCCGCAAAGCUCGAAUCUUUGGAUGCGCGGCAGCCGAUGGCGACGCCGGCCGUCGAGAAGCCCGACGGUGUCGAGAUCCGCGAGGUGUGGGCGGACAACCUCGAAGCCGAGUUCGCCGUGAUCAGGGACAUCGUGGACGACUACCCGUACGUGGCCAUGGACACGGAGUUCCCGGGCGUGGUGUGCCGCCCGCUCGGCACCUUCAAGUCCCCCGCCGACUUCAACUACGCCACGCUCAAGGCCAACGUCGACAUGCUCAAGCUCAUCCAGCUGGGCCUCACCUUCUCCGACGCCCACGGCGCCCUCCCCACCCCCGCCCCCAACCACCGCCCCUGCGUCUGGCAGUUCAACUUCCGGGGCUUCGACCCGCGCACGGACGUGGCGGCCGCCGACUCCAUCGACCUGCUCCGGCGCAGCGGGAUCGACUUCGCGCGCCACGCCGCCGACGGCGCGUGCGCGCGCCGCUUCGCCGAGCUGCUCAUGUCCUCCGGCGUGGUCCUCAACCCGGAGAUCCACUGGGUCACCUUCCACAGCGGCUACGACUUCGGGUACCUGCUCAAGCUGCUCACGGGGUCCUCCCUGCCCGACACCAGCGCGGGCUUCUUCGACCUCAUCCGGAUCUACUUCCCCGUCGUCUACGACAUCAAGCACCUCAUGCGCUUCUGCAACAGCCUCCACGGCGGCCUCAACAAGCUCGCCGAGCUGCUCGACGUCGAGCGGGUCGGGAUCUGCCACCAGGCCGGAUCCGACUCGCUGCUCACCGCGCUCUCGUUUAACAAGCUCAAGGACUCCUACUUUGGUGGGUUGACCGAGAGAUACGCCGGUGUGUUGUAUGGUCUAGGCACGGAGGGUGGGGAAGCCACCUCUGUUCACUGAGUAAUGGAUAGUCAAAAAUAAAUCAUGAACUUUUUAUUUAUCACAAGAGAAAUCUGUCUGUCUGCCUGCUCAAAUGUGUGUGAUUUUCUUCUGACUAUCCUUUUACUUGGCGCCUGCCUAAAAGGUACCACCACUUUUUACCCUUA